Messenger RNA from Clavispora lusitaniae ATCC 42720, 207 nucleotides. RefSeq names its product Kti11p (gene KTI11). The record is from RefSeq and is a predicted model, not a curated record. NCBI's taxonomy places the organism in Eukaryota, Fungi, Ascomycota, Pichiomycetes, Serinales, Metschnikowiaceae.
AUGGAGACAGUGUACGAUGAGAUCGAGAUCGAGGAUUUCACCUACGACCCAAUAACAGGCUUGUUGCAGUACCCAUGUCCCUGUGGAGAUCGGUUUGCCAUCGCACUCGACGAUUUGAAGGAUGGCGAAGAUAUUGCUGUAUGUCCCAGUUGUUCGCUAAUGGUUCGAGUUAUUUUCGAGCCAGAGGAUCUCGAGGAGUUUGAUUAG